Messenger RNA from Trichobilharzia regenti, 1323 nucleotides. Lineage: Eukaryota; Metazoa; Platyhelminthes; Trematoda; Strigeidida; Schistosomatidae. The record is from the annotation of a GenBank genome assembly.
AUGCCUCCUUGGGGACUGGCAAAGAAGCCUGUCAAGCUGUUCUUGAACUUUUCGUUUGGACAGUUUCUUUCUCAACCGUUAGAAGAUGAUCAGAUACUAAUAACCUCAAACGGUAUUGGCUGUAAAGAUAUUUACUUUAAUAUCGACAAACUAAAUGCCUUGCUAUCUGAAAGCGGAAUUCCUCUCGUCGUUUGUGUCGCUUACAUAUCUGAAGUAAUCAUCUGUCUCCCAUGGAGUGUUGAAAUUAAUGGGAUAGAUUUUGUGGUUCAAGCAAUUUCAGAGGUCUCCACACCAUCUGGAACCGAUGAACUGUUUAAUUCAAUGAUAUCUAGUGUAACAACUGCAGCCUUCGCCGUUGCUAAGGCUGCAAACAGUUCUACAAUUCCUACAAAUCUUUUCGAGGAGGGCUUUGUCCAAACAUCAGAAGAAGGUGCAAAUGUUGAGUCUACAGACAAAGAUAAAAUUCCAAAAGGCCUGCAAGAGCAAGCAUACAAGUUCUUCGAAAAUCUUACAGUUGCCGCCGAGACAAUGAGUAUCGGUACAAAAGGUGCAAGUUCGUAUGUUGAUCAAGACAGUAAACAGAGAAUUGCACAUAUGAUUGAUUCAUUGAUUGCACAGACUAGCAUUGUCCUACGCGAUGUUAGUAUUCGUGUUGAAUGUGAGCUAAGACUACCAGGGCUUGAUCGUGCUUCUGGAUUAACACUAUCCAUUAAACACUUAUCAAUAUCAAAUCAGUAUAAAACAGAGGACAGACAACCGCCUCCUUCACAAGCAACUGGUGGUCGUUGGUCGUGGUUAUGGUGGUGGCAAGGUUCAAACAAUACAAAUACUACUGGGAAGAACUCAGCCUCAUCAUCAUCAGCGUCACCGUCGCCUACUACAACUUCAACACCAUUAGGAAGUUUAUCAACUAUGUUGCAUAAAAUUAUUCAUGUCGAAGAAGUUAAUCUAUUUUGGGAUUUAUGGAGUACUACAUCUAGUCAAGUAAAAACACGUUCCAGUUUAUCUAGUUCACCAGAUCCAAGUGAAUCUUCGUGUUCACCUCUUUCUAACAAAAAAACAUGUGGUCCAACAGCUGAUACAAUGGUUUCAUCUGCUAAACUAUUAACUCUGUCCGGUUCAGAGCAUACAGCACGAUUAAGUCUACGUGUUGGCUCAGCACUAAGCGGAACACCGAAUUUCACACCAUCUUCAACUGUACAAUCAGAUGAUUCAAUGAGAUCAGCUAAUAUAAAUUCGAUGCCUUCUAACUCAAUGAAUAAUAAUACUAAUAUAAUAAUAGUAAUGUAUCAGACUUUCAAUUACGUUUACAUGUGGAUUUAG